AUGACGGCCUAUAGUCGAAAGUGGUUAGAGAGGCAUUGCGAAGAAAACGAAACUCUUAUUUAUUUUUUUGAAAUAACAUGUGCAUAUUGCAACAAAGUUUUUAAAAAAAGUGACAAGAACUACAUAAGAAAAUUUAUAAAACACUUACACCAUCAUGGACUAACAGAAUUAGAUGGCCAUUCAAGAUGUAAAGAAUUAAAGGAAAAGUUUGAAAUAAUGCAAAAUUACGUUGGAAUAUGUAAAAAACAAAAGUGUAAAUUACAAAUUAUAUUUGUUCGUGGUGUGCAUCUCUUACAAAACCAUUUGGAAAUAUAUCACGGGAAGAGAUCAAAUAUAUAUAAAAAUGUAAUAAGACAAAAUAUGAGAGCACAACAUAUUCUGUUGAAUAAUUUCUUCAUAACAAGCAACAAUACGGCGCAGUGUCUAAUUUGUAAGUUCGAGGAAAGCUUAAGCAAUUUGGAAUUACAGACUGAAGAAACACUCGAAACAUUAAAAGAACACUGGGCAGGACAUUUUCAGAAGAUAGAAUUGGACGAAAUAUAUCGAUUAGAACAACUUCAACAACGAAUAGAUGAGAACAAUUUAUUAUCUGAUGAUGCAGGAGAAAUGAGAAACUACUUUGAGUUCACAUCAGAAGAAAUAGAAAACUUUGACGAGCUAAUAGAAGAAGCCAUUGACUAUGAACAGCAUAUUGAAAUAUUGACGACAUUUAAAAUAUUUAAAAUAAAUUCGGAGAGAAUAUGUACAUAUUGUUUAAGAACAGUUACCACUGAUGGCCAUUAUUAUAUUGAAAGAAAUCAUUGGGAAUUAUAUCACGGACUAUUUGCUCAAAUAUAUGAAGAAAUAUUAGAUAUAGAAAUGGUACAUGAUAUAUUUAAUCACUACGUCAUAAUGAAUUAUAUGUUGAGGUGCUUAUACUGUACACAUGUGUUCGAAGUGAAAGCUUUGCGAUUAAAUGUUGAAGAACAGCUGGUUAUUUUACUUAAACAUUGCAACACACAUAUUGGGAUAUCUUUAGAUUAUGAAAUAGACCAAGAGGAACAUCUACGAAAAGAAUUUAAACGAAAACUAAAUACAGAAAAAGAAUUAGUCGAGGUGGAGAAUUCUAGAAGGGACGAUCACGGGCAGCAAAGUAGCGACUGUGAUAAUACUUCGACAGACGCUAUAACCGAACCAUCAGAACAAAGUGGAUCGAAUAUUUCGAUAGACGCUGGGACUGAUUGUAAGUAUAUGGUCAACUUUGCUCUGCCAUCAAGACAAAGUGGAGAACGACAAAGUACUUCAGUGCAGAGUCCGUCUGAGUCAGAUAUUUCGAAAUCACCGCCAGCCAAACAAAAGAAAAAAUAAACAAGC
Messenger RNA from Trachymyrmex septentrionalis, 1353 nucleotides. RefSeq lists its product as uncharacterized. The transcript is spliced from 4 exons. The record is from RefSeq and is a predicted model, not a curated record. Bases 1 to 1347 code for a protein of 448 amino acids. NCBI's taxonomy places the organism in Eukaryota, Metazoa, Arthropoda, Insecta, Hymenoptera, Formicidae.